GGACAGAGAGAGGGGGAGAGAGAGAGACGCGUCACUGAUGGGUAUAUUAUCUUCCUCCCGUUGCCUCUCGGGUCGCCUACUCAACGAAGAUGUGGUUGGUUGUCAAACCCAAUUAAUUAUCCGUUACUACCCAUUACCGACUACCGCUGGAUGUUCUGCUCGCGGUGACCUUGUAUCUCUCUGACGCUGAGAACAUUCUCAAUAUUGUAUUUUCUUUUCCGACCGUUUUAGUCUGCCUGUCUCCAGUCUGUAGUCUGUCUCCAUCUCCAUGGCUACCUCGAAUGUGCUGGAGGAGUCCUGCCUGCUGCAGAGAGGCAGAUCUCACAGCGACCCGAGCAGCAUCAUCGCGGAACCUCGUGCCGCCGGAGCUACCGGAGCACAGCAUACUGCAGCAGUGAUGGAGCAGCAGCAGGGUGCUCCAGGGGGUGUGGUCUCGGGGGUGCGGACCCCUCCCGUCAGGAUGAACAGUAAACUGGCCAGUCUGGGACGGAUCUUUAGACCCUGGAAGUGGAGGAAAAAGAAACAGCAGAACUCCUCAGCUGUAGAGAGAAAGGCAGCGGUACCACAGACCCUAGACCAACUGGUUAGGAGGGGCCUGGAGACCCCAGACCAACUGGUUAGGAGGGGCCUGGAGGGGACUGAGCCAGAGUGUUGUGAGGCGUGUGGGGGGGUGGAGAACCCUCCCAGCCAAUCAGAUGCAGAGGAGGAGGAACCUCUGGCUCCCCUGGCAACCACCUCAGAGGACCUGGUCAGCGACGAAGACAACCCCUCUACAGUGGUGGACCUGACAGAGGAUAUUGUGAUGGUGGCCGUCCCCAGCCAGAGUGAGGAGGGAGGAGAGGAGGAUGCGUCCCUCUGUGAGUCCUGUGUGGACAACUCUCUGGGACAGGCUGAGACAGGAGGGGGACAGGAGACACCCCGCCCAAUGGACCCCCCACCCUGCCGGGCCGGCACCCCGCCACCCCCCAACCGGCCCAAACUACUGACCAGGCUGGGCAGUCUAGAGGGUCCUCACCCUUUCCCUAAGUCUAACCCAGAGAGGAAGAAGUCUCCGGCCACUUUCCCCCGGAACUUCACUCUGCCCAGAACCUCUCCGGAUUCCUUGCUGAGAGGACGGAUCACCACGCCUACUGGCUCUCCUCACCUGGGGAUGCUGCACCCCCCACCACCACCCAGCUGCAUCAUUGAGGAACUCCAUCGCGCCCUGGCCACCAAACACAGACAGCACAGUUUCCAACCAAAGGAGAUACACUCUCUCCGAAGCGUCGAACCGACGGUCGUCUGUUGCAUAGCGUGGAGAAAGAGCUGUUCGGAGCCUCGGAGAGAGAGAAGAGAGAGAGAAAGAGCUGUUCGGAGCCUCGGAGAGAAGAGAGGAGAGAGAGAAAGAGAGAGACAAGGAGAGAGAGAGAGAGUCAGAUGAGAACAAGGAGAACAGACGUCUAGACGAUCCUGAACGCUGGAACGACUCCGUCAUCUCCGGCACCUUGCCACGGCGGAUGCGUAAGGAGUUGUUAACAGUGAAGCUUCGUAACCGGCCAGUCAGCAGGAGCUGGAGG
Molecule: messenger RNA, 1556 nt
Organism: Salvelinus sp. IW2-2015
Lineage: Eukaryota; Metazoa; Chordata; Actinopteri; Salmoniformes; Salmonidae
Source: RefSeq, a predicted model, not a curated record